ACUCGCCGAGGCCUGAGCAACUCACCUUCGCUUCUUCCGUCUUUGUCGCAAGUCGGCGACAGCGCCUCGCAUGGAUUAUUCUGUGGUAUCACCACUCUCACGAUAAUCGAGUGCAAUAAUUCACUGAUUAAUCCCUCAUUAAAAAUCACGAAGCCGGCGUCAUUGAAGUCAACAGCAACAAGUGCCGGGCGUUGAGAAUUUUCAUAAUUCUCAUCUACGGAUUCAUCCACACGCUGCGUCCUUGAGCAAGAAGAAGGAUCUGAAAAAAAGAGGAGAUAAAACCGAGUGGAAGAUCGUGACAGGUAGACUGAAGAGUGUUAAGGGGCCAGCAACAGUAAGAGUUGAAGUCUUUCGUCGAUAGAUCGUCAAUAUCGACUGGAUAUUUCGAAUAAUAAUUUUUUAUUCGAAUGAUAACGUGUGAUACCGUGGCCAAGUGAUUCUGUGAUCUCAAUCGAUUCUCAUUAGUCCAUAGAAAAGAGUAAAAUACAUAACAAUAUGUCGUUGAAGGGUGAUAAAGUGCCGUGCGCUCGUCUCUGCCACAUCGUAAAAUGGGAGGACUUUGAUGGAUAUGGUUUCAAUCUUCACGCUGAACGGGGAAAAAAUGGACAAUUCAUUGGCAAAGUUGAUGAUGGAUCACCGAGCCAAGCUGCUGGUCUUCGACAGGGCGAUCGUAUUAUCGAAGUCAAUGAGAUUAACAUCGCAAAUGAGACACACAAACAAGUGGUGGAUCGCAUCAAGGCAUUUCCCAGUGAAACCAAGUUGUUGGUUGUUGACCAGGAGGCGGAUGACUAUUACAAGGCCAAUAACAUCAUCAUAAGGGGAACAAUGACGGGUAUCAAGGAGAUCAAGACACCUGAGAGAAAUCCCGCGAGCGUUGAGAGUGAGGAAAAAGCGGAUGGCAGUAUCAGCUCAAUCGAGGAGAAUAUGCAAAAGUCUAUCGGUUCAAAUGACACCUCCAACAGUGGAAGUACAGUGCCGGCAACAACAGCCUCCAUGAAUGAUGAAAACUCCCGACCCCAUGAAAAUACCCAAGAGAACGGCCGCAAAAGUGUAGAUGACAGCGAAGAAGGAGCACCAGUAGCCGAACACAUUGACGACCAUUCAGGCACGGGUAAUGGUGCUGUACCGGCAACAAAAAAGGGACUGAAUCUUAAAAUGAGUGCCAAGGAAUUACGUGCCAAGCUGGCUGCGCGUAAAAAAUACGAUCCCAAGAAGGAAUCAAUUGGCUUCAAAGAUAAAUUUGAUAUUGUUCAGAAAUUGUAAAUGGCGCAUUCCACAUUCUUCAACGAAUUACCAAUCCUUAUCACGAUUACUUCUGUUGAAAUGUUGAUUUUGUCUUAUCAUCUCGUCUCCGUCAUUGCGAUUUACAGCUCACAACAGACACAAUGAUUAAUACAACUUUUUAUUCUUCAUUUGGUGUAUAAGACAAUGUGGCUGUGUGCGAAAAUCGCAGUCCAUGUUUGAAGAAACCUCGUUCCUAAUUAUCACUUUUUUUUCUUCCACCUUUGUCACUGUGCAAUUGGCUUCCUAUGCAAUUAAAUUUCAUUACCUUUUAUUUUGUUAAUGCGAUUGGUUAAUCACUCGUUGUGAUGCACAUUUCAUCACUAGUUCCUUCUCAUACUCCCAUUCAAACGGAUAAUUGAGUGAUCUCGGGGAGAGAUACUAAUCAUGAAUGUGCAAUUCAAUGGACAAACGCAUACCUAAUGACUUAACAUUACGCAAUGAUUCAAUUACCGAGGUUUUCAGUAUACGAAUUGUAAACGAUGUUACUCAUCAUAAGAUAUUAUUCUCCAUUAGCGAUUUAUUUCAUUAAUUCUAUCCCAAAUCUGUCGUUAAGAGGUAAAAGCUGUUAUCUCAACUUUCAACUGAGUUGAGGGGGAUUUUUUUUGUUGUACUCAAUCGCUCAAAACUUUAAGUUAAUACAGCAGAAUAUUAUACUAUGAAAAAACAGCGGAAUUGUACAUUAAUGGAACGGACUAGUUAUACUUAACGAAUGCGACUGCGGUUCAUUAAUAGUUAACGAGUCGCGUUUGGAAUAAAUGAAUCAUUCCACCGCUGGAUAUUUCUGUUCAUAUGUAUUGGUCUUCAGUUUAUCAUAAUGAACUGAAAAUUAAUAUAUGAAUGAAUCUACCCAUACCUAUACUGCACUAUAUAAAAACUAUGUGUGGACCAGAUGCCUGUGCAAAUGAUUAAGAAAUAAGACCUUGACACCAAUUUUCAUUCAACUUUACCCCUUUGAGUUGAAUCUUAUAAUCACCAUAAGCUCUAGAUUUUCUCCCAAAAAAAUCACGGCCUUUCUGAUUGCACCGUACACAUCGUCUACAUUACCUUAUCUCCUUUUAUCACUUCACUACUGCAGUCAAUUAUCGUGUUUGGUGAAUCAUCAUAAUUGACCGAAAUGUUAUUAUGACUUGCGGUCAUUUACAUCGUAUCGAUUUCCCCACCUAUUCAGGCUUACAGUCAUCACGAUCGUCCGUUUAUCAAUGGAGAAAUCGAUGCCUGAAAAAUGUCCCCAAAUUGUCCAGAUGAUUCACUGAUUUCACAAUAUUCUUAUUUCGUUUCUCCUUCAAUGGUACAAUACCAAUACUUAGUUGAUAAUGACCUUGAAAAUUUAUCAUUCACCUGGAAGGGUGGGGCAAUAUGGAGCGGUGGGAAGAAAUGAAUGUGGAACGACAAUGAGAUAGUUUUGAGAACUCAGAAUUAAUAAUUCGACGUUGAGGGGGCCCCCAAAAUUCGCCACUACUCUACUUACCCAGCAUUCCAUUCUAUCUCACCCUAUGUCAAUUGAUUGAUAAAUUAUAUAGCAUGCUAUCAGCCCAGAUAUUUAAUUAUGCGAUGAGAGCGUAAUAAUUUAUAGUUGGACUCGAGCUGUAAGCUUUUUCGUGAACACAUAUUGGUGCAAUCAUCAUCAGGAUUAAAAAUGCGAAUUCUCUGGUACAAGAAUCGCACAAUAACGUUUAAGUAAAAAUGACGAAAGCAUUGCAGUCCUGAUUAUUGUAAAUAUCGGGAAGGGGUGGAACCCCCGGGGAUGAGUCGGUAUAAGUUUUUGGAAAAUUGGGGAAUAUUUCGCUCCUUCUCUCGACGCAUGAUGGAAAUUGUCAGUUUGAUAGAUCAGCCGUUGGUGUAGGCUCUCCACCAAUGACCUAGUAUGUAUAUAGAUGAUCAGUACGUUGUGCAUAAGAAUACCGAAGCCAAUUACACACGUUGUUACAAACAUCGCACACUUUCAACGUUAUUACAUAAGUUUAGAUGAGUUAAUAUUUGUUUGGCGCAUUCGACUGCGUAUGUAUGAGUAUUGUUGUUCUUGUGUACUUGUAAAUACAUACAACGUUGAAGAGUU
Molecule: messenger RNA, 3340 nt
Organism: Diachasmimorpha longicaudata
Lineage: Eukaryota; Metazoa; Arthropoda; Insecta; Hymenoptera; Braconidae
Product: Na(+)/H(+) exchange regulatory cofactor NHE-RF1
Exons: 2
Coding region: 496-1263 (255 amino acids)
Biological process (GO): protein localization to plasma membrane
Cellular component (GO): apical plasma membrane
Molecular function (GO): protein-membrane adaptor activity; protein binding
Source: RefSeq, a predicted model, not a curated record